AUGGCUAUGCCACGCGCAAACACCACAAUUGUCGUUGUCGGGGGAGGCGGCACAAUGGGUUCUUCAACGGCUUUACAUCUUAUUCGCUCCGGAUACAAUCCUGCUAAUAUCACCGUAUUGGAUGUAUACCCAAUUCCUUCAUCUCAAUCUGCUGGUCACGAUCUUAACAAAAUUAUGAGCAUUCGCGUCCGGAACAAGCCCGAUGCACUGCUAUCACUAGAGGCUCUCGAUAUGUGGAACAAUGAUCCACUGUUUAAACCCUACUUUCAUAAUACUGGCGUGAUGUAUUGUUCCUCCUCGGAGCAGGGCAUCGAAGGUCUGCGAAUGGCCCGUCAGAGUCUGAUCAAGGCAAAGAGCGAGAUGGAAAACACAAAUAUAUGGCUGGAUAAUGAGGCUGAGAUUGUGGCUAAAAUGCCGGCUUUCGCGCAAGAACAAGUCAAGGGAUGGAAGGGCGUCCACAGUCUAGAUGGCGGCUGGCUUGCUGCAGCCAAAGCCAUCAAUGGUAUCGGUGAAUUUCUUCGGGACCAGCGUGUCAACUUUCGAUUUGGCCGCGCUGGGACAUUUGCUCGACCUCUCUUGUCUGAAGAUGGAAGGACAUGCGUUGGUGUUCAAACAGUAGAUGGCACAGAUUACUAUGCCGAUAAGGUGGUUCUAGCUACUGGCGCUUGGAGCCCAACUUUAGUUGAUCUCGAAGGCCAAUGUGUUUCCAAGGCGUGGGUUUUCGCUCACAUCCAACUCACACCCGAAGAAGCUGCUGAGUACAAGAACUCACCCGUAAUCUACGACGGUGAAUACGGCUUUUUCUUUGAGCCGAACGAGGACAACAUAAUCAAAGUGUGUGACGAGUUCCCCGGCUUCACUCGCUUUAUUUCGCAUAGACCGUUUGGUUCCAAUGAAUCCAAAUCAAUCUCCGUUCCUCGAUCACACGCUCAGCACCCAACCGACACCUACCCCGACGCUUCUGAAGCAACCAUUCGCAAGGCCAUCGCCAGAUUCCUGCCACGCUUCAAGGAUCGACAGCUUCUGAACCGGAGUAUGUGCUGGUGCGCUGAUACUGCUGAUGCUAAUCUGUUGAUUUGCGAGCACCCCAGGUGGAAGAAUUUCAUCCUGGCAACAGGGGACAGCGGACACAGUUUCAAGCUUCUGCCCAACAUUGGAAAGCAUGUGGUUGACCUUAUCGAAGGAACGAUUUCUCAUGAUCUAGCCUACGCUUGGAAGUGGAGGCCUGGCGGUGAUGCUCUGAAAUCACGCCGCGCUGCUCCUGCAAAGGAUCUGGCUGAUAUGCCAGGCUGGAAGCAUGACCGGACCAACCGGUUAUAA
Messenger RNA from Talaromyces atroroseus, 1320 nucleotides. RefSeq lists its product as hypothetical. Gene Ontology annotation, molecular function: saccharopine oxidase activity; sarcosine oxidase activity; flavin adenine dinucleotide binding. The transcript has 7 exons. NCBI's taxonomy places the organism in Eukaryota, Fungi, Ascomycota, Eurotiomycetes, Eurotiales, Trichocomaceae. The record is from RefSeq and is a predicted model, not a curated record. The coding region runs from base 1 to 1320 and encodes 439 amino acids.